This is a messenger RNA of Arabidopsis thaliana (thale cress), 619 nucleotides long. RefSeq names its product EARLY FLOWERING-like protein (DUF1313) (gene ELF4). The coding region runs from base 33 to 368 and encodes 111 amino acids. The record is from RefSeq and is marked reviewed. Gene Ontology annotation, biological process: positive regulation of circadian rhythm. NCBI's taxonomy places the organism in Eukaryota, Viridiplantae, Streptophyta, Magnoliopsida, Brassicales, Brassicaceae. Gene Ontology annotation, cellular component: nucleus. The transcript has a single exon.
AAAAAGAGAGAAAAACACAAUUAAAAAUUAUUAUGAAGAGGAACGGCGAGACGAAACGGCGGAGGAACGUGGCGGAGGAGGCAGAGCAGGGAGAGGAUCCGGCGAUGUGGGAGAAUCUUGACCGGAAUUUCAGACAAGUGCAAUCAGUUUUAGACAGAAACAGAUCACUGAUUCAACAAGUCAACGACAAUCACCAAUCGAGAAUGGCUGAUAACAUGUCGAAGAACGUUGCUUUGAUUCAAGAACUCAACGGAAACAUUUCCAAGGUUGUUAACAUGUAUUCUGAUCUCAAUACUAGUUUCUCGUCGGGCUUUCACGGUGGGAAGAACGGUCACGAUGGUGGUGGUGCUGCCGGAACUAGAGCUUAAUGAACCGGAAUCAAAUUGUUUCUUCUUAGUUGGACCGGCCGGUUUGAGAAUUUUGAAUCUGUCCGGUUCAAGCUAUGAUAUAAAGUAAAUGUUUAGUUUUUGUAUUGCAAUGAUGAUUGUCGUUAGAAUAAUCCGUGGGAGCAAACCCAUCUCUAUUGGGGUUAUUUUAGUUAUGGUUUUGAGUCUUUUUCAAUGUGUCUCUACUGCAAUCUCUCUAAUGAUUAUAAUAAUAAUUGAUACAGUAUUAGAUU